Molecule: messenger RNA, 1137 nt
Organism: Caenorhabditis remanei
Lineage: Eukaryota; Metazoa; Nematoda; Chromadorea; Rhabditida; Rhabditidae
Exons: 6
Coding region: 1-1137 (378 amino acids)
Source: RefSeq, a predicted model, not a curated record
AUGUCAACAUUCGAUUGGGAGAAGAUAUGGUUUUCUGAGGAAACGAUAACAGAGGCACGUCAGACACUGGUUGAAGCACUUUAUAUUGCAUUGAGUCCAGGAUCUCUUCCAUCCGCCUGCGUAUUUGCUUUUGAUUGCUUCCUCACUGUAGUUCAUUUCGUUGUCUCCAGUUAUAUUCUUGAUGAUUUCACGACGACUUUCUUGGGAACUGUCUACUUUCCGACUACUUUUCUCAAAAUUGUCUACAUCAUCGACUGCAUAGCAUCUGCUGAAUGGAUUCUGGAAGUCAAUGAAAUUCUGAAUCAAAUCUUCAACAUGACUAUCAUUUUAUCAUGUAUUGCAUACAAUUUCAUGUGUCUUUUUGUUGCCCAAUACCGUAAGAAUAUUCCAUUGCCAGUCUGUCGAACCGUCUUUGCUCCAAUCCUUCUUUUCUGCUCUUUUCUGGUCAUUGCCCCCAAAUUGGUGAUGGAUAGAUACAUUGACAAUUGUUUCCAAUUCACCACUCAACUCUUUGGAACUCUUUUUCUUAUUGCUCAAAUCUCCUGGAAUAUGUAUACUUUUGUAUGCAGGAAGGUUGAUACCGGACGAGAGACAAAAGAAGUUAACUCGAAUGAUGACGUCACAGCAGCAAAUGACGUCAUUCGAAAUGCAAAUGGAAGACUUGUAUGGGCCAGUUGGUUCUCAUUAAUCAUUGUGAUUCUAGCCAUUCCACAAAUAAUUGACUACUAUGUUCCACUAACAACUUCAUGGAUACCUUAUCACUUUAUGGUUCAAUCAUUGGUUCAAUUGAAUGCUCUUCUUCUUUCUUUCACUAUCUUUCUGAUUCUCCCAACUUAUCGAUCGGUCAUAUUCAGCUGUUGUAUCAAUUACAAUCGAAUAAUUAAAGUUGAAGAAAUCAAAAUAGAGAAAGAAAAUACAGAUACACCAGAGAAACGAUCGAAAAAAGAACUUGAAAAGGAAGCGGAAGCACUUGCAAAUCAUCAGCAAAUUCAUCCUUCUCCUCAUCAAAAUAUUUCAAUUCCCCAUUUCCGACACGUGGCAAUUCCACGUAUUCGAGUUCCAGUUAUUCCUCCCAUUGUGGCUCAGCCGACUGGUCAAAUUCGAAUAUUUGUGGCUCCUCCUCAGAAAAAAUAUUGA